AUGCUGUCCCGCGGAUUGUUUUGGAAGCCACUUUUUAAGAAUACUCGGCUCGUAAGAUUUCAGAGUGGUAAAACGGGGACCGGCCCACUACCAAACGCAGCGAGGCCUCCGCGUUACACUUUAGCCACCGUGCGCUCUUUCCCCUCUUUAGAGCCUUUGAACUUUGCUCCAGUUCCAACGUCAGUGUUAGCUGCUCCAUUGCGUAGAGACCUACUGUGGAGAGCUGUUGUGUACGAGAACGACAACAAGCGGGUGGGUUCAUCCAAUCCUCCAGGUAGAAGUGAAAACGGCUAUUCAAGACGUAAAUUGCUUCCCCAGAAAGGGUCUGGUAAAGCAAGAGCUGGUGAUGCCAACUCUCCAAUUAGGCACAAUGGUGCAAGAGCACUCGCAAGAUCUGCUCCCAACGAUUAUACGACUGAGCUACCAAAGAAGGUCUACUCCUCGGCGUUCAAUACUGCAUUAAGUUAUCAGUACAGAAAAGGAAAUCUCUUUGUCAUCGGUGGUGACAAUAGCUUGGCGGAAAUAAACAGUUUGGAUGUCAAUGAACUGGAUGUUCUGCCUACCUCCUUAGAGGCAGAUGACGGUGAUCUUGUUUUUGAAAAGUUUAUCAAAGAGUUUAAGCUCGAAAAAAAGAAGCUACUGUUCAUUACAAGUGAUUUGAGGCCCGGGUUGUUCAAAUACACCGAGCAAUUCAAAAAUGAGGUAAGUAUUGUUCAACAAGAGUUUGUCGACGUAAACGAUUUGCUUAAGGCGCACAGAAUUUUCAUCGAACUGGAGGCAUUAGAGUAUCUGGCCGUCACGCACUCAUUUUAA
Messenger RNA from Lachancea fermentati, 813 nucleotides. NCBI's taxonomy places the organism in Eukaryota, Fungi, Ascomycota, Saccharomycetes, Saccharomycetales, Saccharomycetaceae. The record is from the annotation of a GenBank genome assembly.